GAUCUCUAAAAAAAGGAGCGGAAUGAGGAAAUUGACGAGAGCGAAGUGCAAAACAAACUUGUUGGAUGCCGUGAAAAGCUCUCCGUCCGAUGCUCGCCUCCUCACUUGCUCGAGUCCCUCGCAGAGGAUCUCCUUCACCACCGCAGCCUCUCAUCAUCAGCAUCCCCACCACCACCUCCUCAUCACUCUCUUCCUCCUCCUCUUCGCUAGCCAUGUCUCUGCUGCUGCUCACGGUGCUGUCCUCGUUGCUCGCCCACAGCGCCCACGCGGCCCAGGCGUGGGGCACCGGCGUCAAGUACGCCGUCAACUGCCCGGACAGGUGCGACGCGGGACGCUGCGGCCCCACGCUCGGCUGCGCGCGCACCGUGCUGGACGACUGCGGUUGCUGCCGGGUGUGCGCUGCCGGCCGAGGGGAGCACUGUUACCGCACCGUGUCCGGCAUGCACGGCGUCAAGUGCGGGCCGGGCCUCUUCUGCGAGUUCUACAAGGACGAGGACGACUACGGGGAUGAAUACGGCGUGUGCAAAGACUGCCACUUUGGCACCUAUGGCAUGGAGUGCCGUAAAACCUGCAGCUGCAAAGGUGGCCUGUGUGACAGGGAGACCGGCGCUUGUCUCACCCUCCGGUUCUUCGCCAAAUUGGCCGGCAAGCUCAAGACGGAGCCUCGAGGUGAAGAGGAGGGUUCGGGAGAGGUUCAAGACUCCGAUCAACCGGCGGUCAAUCGAGCCGGCGCUUCCAAGCGGCUCAGCCCUCGCUGACCACCAGUGCAUUCCAUCAUCCAUACAUUCAUUCAGUCGCUCACUGAGUCAGUGGAAAUGUAGCAUUAACUUAUAAAGGAACGCACAGGCCUUAUUUUAUUGUCAUCUUCUUGACUGUAUGUGGAUAUUAUUUAUAUGGUUGAUUAUAUCACCUUUUUACUCUUGACGCUCCAAAUGUAUAGUGUGCCUUCAAGUGAGAGAAUAGAAGAAAUCAUUUUUCAUGGUGUCACUGUACCACAUAUAUCAAUCAUCCAUGUUGUAUUUGUACUGUGUAAAAGAUGUAUACAUGUUAAGAAUGGUCUUACAAUUAAAUACAA
Messenger RNA from Hippocampus zosterae (dwarf seahorse), 1075 nucleotides. It is a transcript of the gene esm1, whose product is annotated as endothelial cell-specific molecule 1. Gene Ontology annotation, cellular component: extracellular region. The record is from RefSeq and is a predicted model, not a curated record. Bases 90 to 758 code for a protein of 222 amino acids. Lineage: Eukaryota; Metazoa; Chordata; Actinopteri; Syngnathiformes; Syngnathidae. The transcript has 2 exons.